Schistocerca cancellata (South American locust) is the source of this 780-nucleotide messenger RNA. RefSeq lists its product as uncharacterized. The transcript is spliced from 2 exons. The record is from RefSeq and is a predicted model, not a curated record. Lineage: Eukaryota; Metazoa; Arthropoda; Insecta; Orthoptera; Acrididae. The coding region runs from base 55 to 780 and encodes 241 amino acids.
ACGCCUAUCGUCUCAUCAGCAGCAGGUGUACGAUCUCCCAGGACCCGGUUCAGUAUGGGGGACUCCGACGAUCGAGCACGAAGGGAGGGGCACGGUUUCCGCUACGAAGAGCUGGUGAUUGUCCUGGUCUUCCUCCGCUGUGUCAGGAAGCAGCUCUCCGACUUUGCAAUUCAUUCCGACAGCUUGGAGGCAGGUAAAUUUGACGACGUCGUAGUCACCUGGAACGAAAGUCAAGAUAAAUACUCCUUGCUCGUCCAAGUGAAGCAUAAGACGUCUGAUUGGAUCAGAAGAGGAGACCUAUUUUCAGAAGGUGACAACAAACCCGAUUUCAACAUAAGGAGGUACGAGGCUUCUUACAGGACCAUUAAACGGGGUCUGGGAGGCCGGCAGUACGCGCUGGUGAUCUCAACGAACCUCGCCCUGCACGAAAAUGCCUUGGAUUGUUUCUGCGUGCGACAGGCAGAGUCUGUCGUAGGCGCAGACCUACUGCACACCGGCGGAUCAAUUUAUCAGCUCAACCCAAAGAAGUUUCCUUUUGACUCCGAUUUUAUGGCUCAUUUCUUCAUGUUUUGCAGUCAGAAGGGCGUCAACGAAAUAGGAGACGCCAUCUGCGAGGAACUCAAACAACUAUUAGGGUCUCCUGGAGAUGAUAAAAUCAACAGUGCAUUCAAGGAAUUGUGCAAGUGUGUGGAGAAAUGGAAAGAUAGGCAAUGUAAAAACCCUGAGCGCCUAACCAGCAGCUGGCCUGAGUGGAAAGACAUUGAAAGGUUACCAAAUUAA